Messenger RNA from Clonostachys rhizophaga, 1209 nucleotides. Lineage: Eukaryota; Fungi; Ascomycota; Sordariomycetes; Hypocreales; Bionectriaceae. The record is from the annotation of a GenBank genome assembly.
AUGCAAAUUGCUGGUCUGGGUCGGGAUGGGCUGGGUGCCAGAGAGCAGCGCGCCCUGGAUUAUUUCCACGGUCGCGUCUGGCCUCUACUUCAAACGUCCGAGGAACCUUGUGCGCCCCCUCUUCCCGUUGCUAUACAGCAUCGUGUUGUUCUGCUAGCGACAUGUGUGCUCGCAGACUCCCAUCGCUUACUCCAGGACGGCAAGGAUCAUGAUGGAUCGUUGAACACGAAGCGGCUCGAGUGCUUGGCCGCCAUCCGUUCGGAGGUUGAUGGAUGCUGCGCGCAAGGAAAUAAUAGUACUGGCCUCCCACAUGUUCUCCUUUUCGCAGUUCUCCUUCUCCAUCUUCAUGACGGCUUCAUGGAGCUUGCGGGCCAUGUCGCGUCAACCUCAAGCCACCACAAAGGCGUGCUGGCCAUUCUCGGCCAGCUGGGCGGUCUCGAGCCUGUGUUGCGUACCAGCCAGGAAUCUUUGCAGAUGCUUCUCUCCGAGUUUGUUUCGGCUGACCUGACCAGUGCGUUGCUUCAAGGAAUUGCGCCUUCAUAUCCCCCCGCCGCCUGGCACGUCAUUGAUCAGGGGGCUGUCUGGUGGGGGCGUGAUCCUCUUGGUCGAUACUCGCUCGCCUUUGUCCUUCGCGAGAUGUCUGCCAUGGCCUUCUAUCACGACUCGCUCGUCAAUGGACAGUUCUCGCUAUGCAUGGAUGAGGUCCAUUCGUUUGAGGAAGCCUUCCGUCCAGUGUACGCGCCUGUUGCGAUGCCCAUGCCGGAUUCGCCAUCGGAGCCCGAAGCAGGACCGCUUCAAUGUCUCAGCGAGAGAGAUAUCGAGGCUGUUCAUGCCUUUGCGCUGAUCCGGACUUUUCAACACACGGCGCUAAUCUUCCUCUAUCGUGCCAUCUGUGGACUACCCACUCUUCACCCCCUCGUGCAGCAGCAUGUCCGGUCGUGUUUAGAUUGCAUCAUGGAGAUUGAACGGUCAUCAAAACUGCUUCAUUGUGUCAUCUUCCCUCUUUGCGUCGCGGGUGCUCAUGCUCAGUCGCCCGAUUCUCAACAUGAGGUCUUGAGCAUGACGAACAUGAUAUACGAUAACAUGCGGUUUGCCUCGGUCAAAGCCGUUUCGCAGGUUUUGACUUCCAUCUGGACCACUCAGACAUCUCUUGAUCUCACAUGGACGGAGCUCUUUGCGCAGCUUAGUCCUCACGUGCUUGUGCUAUAG